Messenger RNA from Anopheles coustani, 627 nucleotides. RefSeq lists its product as uncharacterized. The transcript has 3 exons. Bases 28 to 627 code for a protein of 199 amino acids. The record is from RefSeq and is a predicted model, not a curated record. NCBI's taxonomy places the organism in Eukaryota, Metazoa, Arthropoda, Insecta, Diptera, Culicidae.
GCGUUUAGCAGUAGCAUCAGCAUCGCCAUGGAGGUGGCGUGGCGCUUCCGGAUCAUAUUUGUGAUGGCCUUCGUGGUGAUCAUCUUCGGCGACCUGCUCGGGUACGGUGGCGCACGGAAGGAGCCGAAAGGCAAGUCGCUCCUAUCCGGUAUCACCGAGGUCGAGGCGAACACGGGCGAGUCGCUGGGACCGACCGGCAAGGAUGCGGCCACCCGAACGCGGACCAGUCACACAAAUGCGAUCGGCGGCAGCGUGGAGAGUGACUUCGACGAGGAGGAAAACACGGCCGGCCUGUCGUCGGCGGAGCUGGCCGCCCGCAAGGAAAAGCUCAAGAGCUCGCUUCGGGAAGCGUGCCUGCCGAAGCUGCUGUGCGAGAUGGCCGCCAAGCCGAACUACUCGCUGAACGUCCGAGAACGGGAUCUGCUCUCACUGAUAAGGUCUACCACCUUAUCGCUGACGAUGGCUGUCAGUCCGACCAAGUGGCACUUUGCGGCGCACAUGGGGCAGCUGCUGCGCGACGCCGGCGACACCCUGGUCACGCCGAUCGGCUGCUCACACCUCUGGCCGAGCUGCCCGUACAGCUCGAAGAAGCUGCUCAAGCUGACGAAUGUGGUCCAGCUGAAAUAG